AUACAUAUAUGUAUACACCGUUCAUGAUUGUUCUUUUUAUCACUAUUUAUUAUAUAGUAUUUACUAAACUGUUUUUUAUUAAAAAUGACAAAAGUUCAAAAUGUACAAUAAGCAAUUAUUUAAACUCUUCGUUUAAAAACUUUCCUUUAUAUUUAAAUUUAAUUAAAUUGUUAAUUUUAUUUGAAAACUAGUUUGUAACUUAGUGUGUCAGGUGAUUCUCGGGAAAAAUUUACUAACAUUAAAAAAAAAUUAAUAGUAAUUUUAAAAUAUUUUUCAAAUCACGGAUUAAAAAUUUACCGAAUGAAUGAAUUAUUUAAGUCGAUAAAUUUCGAACAAGUUAUCAGUAAUUAGUUAUUUGUAUUUUAUCGAAGGUUAAGUUAUGUCACAUACAUAAUAUGGCGUCUUCCGAUAUAUCUGAUGAUGGGUUCGAUUGGAAAACUCUGGAGUAUAGAAUUUUCAAAAGUUCAAGUUAUUCACCGACAUAUUUACCUGAAAAUAUACUAGUUGAUAAGCCACAAGAUCAAUCAUCUCGUUGGUCGUCUGAUCAUGAUCAUUAUCCACAGUAUUUGGUUCUCAAGCUUCCUCGCCCGUCAAUCGUUAAAUCUCUUACUUUUGGAAAAUUUGAAAAAGCUCUGGUAUGCAACAUAAAAAAAUUUAUUAUUUUUGGUGGAAUGGAACAUGAAAAUAUGACGGAACUUUUGAAAGGAAGUUUAAAAAAUGAUUCAGUGGCAGAAACAUUCGAAAUAAAACAUAAAAUUGGAAUGGACGAUAUUUACUACCCGAUUAGAUACAUAAAAAUAAUGCCUAUUCAAUCGUGGGGACCGAGUUUUAAUUUCAGUAUUUGGUAUGUUCGUCUAACUGGUAUCGAUGAUCCAGAAAUAGUUGAUCCCAGCAUCAUGUGGGUUAAUCAGUACCUCCAGAAUGAAAUUUUAAGACUUUGUAUGAAAUAUUUCCGUUGUAUAAAACAGCCAGAAAUAGUUCAGACCCUUGGGAAAGUCACUAAUGUUAAGUUAGAAGAUCAACGAUUAUCAACUUUAUACGAUAUUUUAGUAAAUAAAGGUGAUUAUCUUGAAGCUGAACGAUUUAUCACUAAUGCUGUUUCGACUGGACUAGUAGAUGAAUAUACAAAUAAUCAACCUUACUGCGCAGUAUGGAAAAAAGUUAAAUGCGAUGAUCCGAAACCGGGUAUGAGAGGAGGUCAUCAAAUGGUCUUCGAUUCGGCAGCUGAAAUUUUAUAUUUAUUUGGUGGAUGGAAUGGAAAUCAAGAUUUGUCUGAUUUUUGGUCAUAUAAUGUAAAAGAAAACAAAUGGACUCUUAUUUGCCAAGAUACUAAAAGUGUAGGGGGGCCGGGUGCUCGGUCUUGUCAUAAAAUGUGCCUUGAUCCUGAAAGAAAACAAUUGUUCACAUUAGGAAAGUAUUUAGAUACACAAUACCGGUGUUCUGAUAAUUUAAAAAGUGAUUUUUAUGUCUAUGAUAUAAAAUCAAAUAAAUGGAUUCAAAUAUCUGAAGAUACAAGUGCUAGUGGAGGCCCGAAACUUAUAUUUGAUCAUCAAAUGUGUAUGGAUGUUGUAGAUAGAAUAAUUUAUAUAUUUGGUGGCCGGAUUCUUACAAUGUCUGGUGGGGUUGAUGAUCAUGCCGUAGGGAUGUCGUUGAGUCCAGCCGAGCCUGUUUUCUCUGACCUUUUUUCUUAUCACGUAUCAACUAAUACUUGGAAGCUUUUAGCCUGUGAUAUCGCUAGACCAAGUCCUUUAAAUGUACCAAUGAUAAAGUCGAGAGUAGGCCAUUCAAUGCUUUUUCAUCCGGUCGAUAGAAAGUUGUAUAUUUUUGCUGGUCAGAGAAGCAAAGAAUAUCUCAAUGAUUUUUUUACAUUUGAAGUUGAUACUAGUAGAAUAGAGCACAUCAGCUUACAAGAUUUUGAGAGUGACGACUCUAAUCAUAUUCCAGCAGCGGGUUAUACUCAAAGAGCAACAAUCGAUUCUACAUUAGGCGAAAUUUAUGUUCUUUCAGGAUUAAGUAAAAACAAAGAAAAGCGCGAAGAAAAUGUUCAAAAUUCAUUUUGGGUUUAUAAAAUUAAAAGUAAUUCUUGGACAUGUGUCUAUCGCAAUGAAAACGUUAGUGAAAAAUAUUGGAAUAAAAUGCAAGAUUUCGAGCCGUGUCCUCGUUUUGCUCAUCAGCUGGUUUAUGAUAACGUCAAAAAAGUUCACUAUUUAUUUGGUGGUAAUCCUGGACGUACUUAUUUCCCGAAACUGAGACUUGAUGAUUUUUGGCAACUGAAACUUUGCAGACCAAAACAAGAUCAAAUUCUCAGGAGAUGCAAGCUUAUCAUUAGAAAACAUAAAUUCAAAGAACUUGCUCUUUGUAAUAGUAUGAAGGCACUUGAGUAUUUGCAGAAAGAUAUUUCCGAAAUUGUUGACCAUAGUGAUGUUGAACAAACUAAGGAUUUUCAAUUGUUGACAUCUGUGCUCUUUUACGAACAAGACUUUUUAAGACACACACCAAAAUCAUCCGACAUUUCAUUAAAUACGAGUAGUUCAGAUAUGUUAGCGAAAGAAUUUCAUCAGCGUCGUACGAAAUUAUUCGAUCAACUAAUGGAAUUUUUUCCCGAAAAACUUACACAACCGCGUACUAAUUUAGUUGACCUUGUACUUUUGUGAUAUAGCCAUCCUUAAAUUAGUUUAUCAUUUCAGAGGACAUUCGACUGUUAAAUGCUCAAAUUAUACUAUUUUAUUGGGAAUAUUAAUUUGGGUAAAUAAAGUACAGCUUUACGUCCGGCCGUGUGUGUCUGUGUGUAAACUUUUUUUGUCCAGCGAUACUUUUAGAACGAAACCGAUCUGAGCGUUCUUGGCGGCAAUCGAAAGAGUUUGCCAAGACUUAGAAUUCAAUAGGUUUUGAAGUCGAUCGGUCGAGUAGUUUACAGGUUAUACGAAAAAUAAAAAUUACGAAAUUCAUAUGCUGAAGCUAGCGGCCGUAAUAAGGAGCGUUCACGCAAAAAAUUUCUGGCCGCUACUUCAACUUCAUCAAAAUUCAUAAACUGUUUGCAUGAUUUACCUCAAAAUAUCAUCAAUUCUAGAUCUUGGCGAGCUCUUCCGAUUGCCACCAAGAAGGUUCGAAUCUGUUGAUUCAUUCCAAAGAUAUCGUCGGACAAAAAUUAUUUUUUUCAGUGAAAUGUAUGUUUUUUCGGUCUAAAUUGUUUUUCUUACUGUUUGUAUUCAAUGUUCAAGUACAUAAAAGUUUAAUUUUUUCGCAGAUUAUGAUGCGUUGUAGUUAGUGAGGUUCAAUAUAAGUCGCGCAGUAGCCAUUCGAAAUUGAUGAAGCUGAAGCUAGUGGCCGUAAUAAGUAGCGGCCAGAAAUUUAUUGCGUGGCCGCUACUUAUUCCGGCCGCUAGCUUCAGCUUCAUUCGAAAUUGAUAAGAAAAAACACAUUUUUCAUGAUUCCAUCGCUGGCAUCGAACUUAAGCUUCGGUGGCUCUACAGUAGAGACAAUCUGGUUUCAGUCCAAUGUCGCGAACAAAUAUCAGCAAUCACGGAAAUUGAAAAUGUUCUAAGUCAGUAGGUAGUAGCUUAUGUGUUUCGUCCCUUGGGAAGGAACAAAUAAUGUUACUGCCCUCUAACUGAUUCGUAAUAUAAACUAUGAUGCUUGUCAUUUGUUUAAUAGUAAUUUCAGACCUUUAAUUUUAUUUGUGUAACUGACAGUUCUUUGUGAUUACGUUUUCGAAAAAUGAGUGUAAAUAAUAAAUAGUAUUUAUAGUUUCUGCUUAAUUAUAAAUUGCAAGUCACAAUUAA
Microplitis demolitor is the source of this 3782-nucleotide messenger RNA. It is a transcript of the gene muskelin, whose product is annotated as muskelin. NCBI's taxonomy places the organism in Eukaryota, Metazoa, Arthropoda, Insecta, Hymenoptera, Braconidae. Gene Ontology annotation, molecular function: protein binding. The transcript is spliced from 4 exons. The record is from RefSeq and is a predicted model, not a curated record. Gene Ontology annotation, cellular component: cytoplasm. The coding region runs from base 396 to 2654 and encodes 752 amino acids.